GCGCUCGAGAGCCUCUCCGGUCGCCACCACCCCCCACCCCGCGCACCUGGCGCGCGACCCCCCAGGUCCGCAGGCCCGCCGAGGAGUGUCCCUGGAGAGAGAGGCCGGGAAGCCUAGGCUGGGCAGCCGGCGGGAAGCGAGGCCUUGCAAAGCCUGGUGAGGGUCGUGUGGGUGCCGUGUUCUCCUGCUGCCUGCCAUGGCCAUGAGAGAGCUGGUGGAGCCAGAAUGUGGGGGGUCCAAUCCUCUGAUGAAGUUGGCCAGCCACUUCACUCAGGACAAGGGCCUGCAGCAAGAGGGGCUUCAGGGCCCCAUGACUUGGCCUCCCACAACACCGGGGGCUGAGGUGGUGUCCAAACCUCUUGGAAGAGCCUCUGAAGAUGAACUGGUGGCUGAGUUCCUUCAAGAGCAAAAUGGCCCCUUGCUGUCCCGAGCCCCACAGACAUUCAAGAUGGACGAUCUGCUGGCUGAAAUGCAAGAGAUAGAGCAGUCUAGUUUCCGGCAGGCCCCACAGCGAGCUCCGGGGGUGGCUGCCUUAGCUUUGUCUGAGAACUGGACGCAAGAGUUCCUUGAUGCUGCUGACCCUACGGUUGAUGUUGCCACGGAUUACAAUGAGGCUGACUGGUCCCAAGAGUUCAUUGCUGAAGUUACAGAUCCCUUGUCUGUGUCUCCUGCCAAGUGGGCAGAAGAAUAUUUGGAGCAGUCAGAGGAGAAGUUGUGGCUGGGAGAAUCAGAAGACCAAACACUGGCUGACAAAUGGUAUGAGGAAUACCAGCCUGAAGAUGAUCUCAAGAAGACUGCCAAUGACUUUCUCUCAAAAGUUGAUGAUCCCAAGCUGAAUGACUCUGAGUUCCUAAAGUUUGUCCGCCAGAUUGGAGAUGGGAGGGUGUCCAUCGAGGCAAAUCGGGUGACCAUUAUUCCCAGAGACCAGGAUCAGGCAGAGCAAUGGGCUACUGAGUUUAUACAGCAGCAGAAUUCCUCUGAGGCCUGGGUUGAUCAGUUUGCACGCCCCAGAGAUGUGCUGGGCUUGGAUCCAGAGUUUGAACAAGCCAAGACUGCUGUGGAGUCAGAUGUGGAUUUCUGGGACAAGCUGCAGGCUGAGUGGGAAGAAAUGGCCAAGCGAGACGCUGAGGCCCAUCCUUGGUUGUCGGACUACGAGGAUCUCGCCAGCUCCACUUACGACAAGGGAUACCAGUUUGAGGAAGAAAACCCUGUGCGGGACCAUCCUCGUGCUUUUGAAGAAGGGCUGAAAUGCUUGGAGGAGGGAGAUCUCCCCAAUGCUGUCUUGUUCUUUGAGGCUGCUGUUCAGCAGAGCCCUGAUCACAUGGAGGCCUGGCAGUAUCUGGGAACGACGCAAGCAGAGAAUGAGCAGGAGCUUGCCGCGAUCAGCGCCCUCAGGCGGUGUCUGGAGUUGCAGCCUGGAAACCUCACAGCACUCAUGGCCUUGGCAGUCAGUUUCACCAAUGAGUCAUUGCAGAAGCAAGCAUGUGAAACCCUGCGUGAUUGGUUGCACCACAACCCUGCCUAUAGUCAUUUGGUGGGGAAGGAGCCUGAAGCAGAGAGCGUUGAUUCAGGUCUUGGGCCCCCCAAGCGUAUCCUGGGCUCCCUCUUGACGGACUCACUCUUUGUUGAAAUCAAAGAACUGUUUUUGGCAGCAGUACGGAGUAACACUUCUGCUGUGGAUCCAGAUGUGCAAUGUGGUUUGGGCGUUCUCUUCAACCUGAGUGGGGAAUAUGAGAAGGCUGUGGACUGCUUCACUGCUGCGCUGAGCACCCGCCCAAAUGACCAUCUCUUGUGGAACAAGCUAGGAGCAACCUUGGCCAAUGGCAACCGCAGUGAAGAAGCUGUGGCAGCCUACAGGCGGGCCCUGGAGCUGCAGCCGGGCUACAUCCGCUCCCGCUACAACCUGGGCAUCAGCUGCAUCAACCUAGGGGCCCACAGAGAGGCUGUGGAGCACUUCCUAGAGGCUUUGCACAUGCAGCAGAAGAGCCGGGGCCCACGAGGCCAGCAGGGUGCCAUGUCUGACAACAUCUGGAGCACUCUCCGUAUGGCACUCUCCAUGCUGGGCCAGAGUGACCUCUACGGGGCAGCCGAUGCCCGAGACCUAUCAACACUUCUACAAGCAUUUGGUAUCCAGCAGUGACUCCUGGAUGGGCUCCCCUGUGAGUGCAGGAUGGGCCCUCAUCACCACUGAUCUCUUUGUUCUUACCCCCUCAAACGCACACACACACACACACACACACACACACACUCUGUAGUGCAGCAAUCUCCUUCCUGCUCUCAGAGAAGUAGCCAUUCAUCCACGUUCACACUCCCUGUUGGAAUGGCCUCCAAGAGUCACUUGGGCGGGCUGCUCUCUCAUGUCCUGCGUUGGACUGUCAGGUGUAGAAUUUAGCUUCCUGAAAACCUCUGUUGUACAGAACAGUUAACUGGCUGUCAGCCAAUUCCUUUGAUGGUACAGUACUUAUUAUACCCCACACUGAUGUCCACCAGGCACAACUUUAAAAUAGCAAGCUACUCCUAUAGUCCUGGGAGUAUACAAUGAAUAAUUUUUGGGCCCCAAGAAAGGGAAUUAGAUCUUUGUGCUGACGUUGCACAGACUGUUCAUUUUUAAAUAUUGUAUUCUGUUUAAAGGAAAGGAUCAUGAUGUAGAACUCUGGUCUCUUGACUUCAAAGGUGCUGCUAAAAUGAAAGGUACAGCAUAAACUGAUUGAAAAUAUCUCAUUGAGCCACCAUAUAUGCAACAGCAGUUGUUUCUUCCCCUGGGGAAGUUGGGGAAAACAGUUCUUCAGCUCUGCACUUAAUCAAAGAAGAAUGCUUCUGGGUUGUUGGAGUGAAAUGGGGUCUAGCAGAAGCCCCUCAAAUGUGCAGGGCAGGACCUAUGUCUUAAUUAUUCUUCUGCUAGAUUGUUCUUGUAAAAUAAAAGGAAGCUGGUUAUCUUUUGUGCAUAUGAUUUCCCCCCUUCUGUGUAAUUGGCUCUUAAAAUAUAAAUAUAUGUAUAUGAUUUUUGUGGGGAAAAUGUUUUUAAAAUUGUAAAAUAUUUUGUAUAAUACAAGGGAAAGUAAUUAAACCUGCCAAAUUA
Pogona vitticeps (central bearded dragon) is the source of this 3079-nucleotide messenger RNA. It is a transcript of the gene PEX5, whose product is annotated as peroxisomal biogenesis factor 5. Gene Ontology annotation, biological process: protein import into peroxisome matrix, docking. Lineage: Eukaryota; Metazoa; Chordata; Lepidosauria; Squamata; Agamidae. Gene Ontology annotation, cellular component: cytosol; peroxisomal membrane. Gene Ontology annotation, molecular function: protein binding. The record is from RefSeq and is a predicted model, not a curated record.